Messenger RNA from Orycteropus afer afer, 1182 nucleotides. RefSeq names its product endothelial cell adhesion molecule (gene ESAM). Bases 1 to 1182 code for a protein of 393 amino acids. The transcript is spliced from 7 exons. Gene Ontology annotation, biological process: homophilic cell-cell adhesion. Gene Ontology annotation, molecular function: cell-cell adhesion mediator activity. The record is from RefSeq and is a predicted model, not a curated record. Gene Ontology annotation, cellular component: adherens junction; plasma membrane. Lineage: Eukaryota; Metazoa; Chordata; Mammalia; Tubulidentata; Orycteropodidae.
AUGGUUUCCCUGCCUGGGCUCCCAGCGGCCAGCUUGCUGCGGUUUUUGUUCCUGGGGCUGAGUGCCCUAGCAUCUCCCUCGCGGGCCCAGGUGGAGCUGCACGUGCCCGCGGGCCUCUCCAGGUUGCAGGCCGUGGAGGGAGCUGAAGUGGUGUUCCCGGUGUGGUAUACUCUAAGAGGGGAGGUGUCUUCGUUCCAGCCAUGGGAGGUGCCGGUGGUGUUCUGGUUCUUGGAACAGGAUGGAAAGGAUCUGAAGCAGGUGUUGUCCUACAACAAUGUGGUCGUGUCAAGCAAUCCUAGAGUAUCCCUGGUCCACUCCAUGCCCUCUCGGAAUGUGUCACUUCGGCUGCAGGGCCUCCAGGAGGAAGACUCUGGGUCUUACCAUUGUUCUGUGAAUGUGUAUAAAGGUCAACGCGUAACUAAAGGCUACAACAGCACAAGUUUUGAACUCAAUGUGCUGGUUCCUCCAGCUCCUCCAUCCUGCCGUCUCCUGGGCUCACCCCGUGUGGGGACCAACGUGACCCUCAGCUGCCAGUCCCCAAGGAGUAAGCCCGCCGCCCAUUAUCAGUGGGAGCGGCUGCCUCCAUCCUCCCAGGUUUUCUUUGCACCAGUUUCAGAUGACAUCCGUGGGUCCUUAAGCCUCAGAAACCUGUCCUCUUCCAUGUCUGGAGUCUAUGUGUGCAAGGCUCACAACGAGGCAGGCAGUGCCCAGUGCAAUGUGACCCUGGAAGUGAGCACAGGGCCUGGGCCUGCAGUGAUUACUGGAGCUGUUGUGGGUACUCUAGUUGGAUUGGGGCUGCUGGCUGGGCUGGUCCUCUUGUACCACCGCUGGAGCAAGGCUCUAGAGGAGCCAGCCAAUGAUAUCAAGGAGGAUGCCAUUGCUCCCCGGACCCUGCCCUGGCCAAAAGGCUCAGACACAAUUUCCAAGAAUGGAACCCUUUCCUCUGUCACCUCAGCACGAGCCCUCCGGCCACCCCAAGGCCCUCCCAGGCCUGGCGCUUUGACCCCCACGCCUAGCCUGUCAAGUCAGGCCCUUCCCUCACCACGACUGCCCAGGACAGAUGAGGCCCAUUCUCAACCAGUAUCACCCAGCCCUGGUGGAGUUGCUUCCUCUGCCCUGAGCCGUAUGGGUGCUGUUCCUGUUAUGGUGCCUGCCCAGAGUCAGGCUGGGUCUCUGGUGUGA